ACGUCGGAUAUCAUUUAAACCAAAUUACACCUUACAAAAGAAUCCUGUUUUGUGUUGCUGAUAUAUAUUGCAAAACCUAACGACGAGUGAAAUGAAAUUUUUUAAGCCUGACGUAAAAAUAUCGUCGACUUCACCACCCGAAGAAAUUUUAAACAGUCUUGCUGGAAGUACCUUAGACAGAGUCGCAGUUUUGAAUUCUGUACCACUACAUCUAAAUUUCACUUGCGCUGAUGGAAACGGUAGUCAGUGCGAAGACGCAAACGGAACUACUUGCGAAAAAUUCACAUUUUUUAAGGAGUAUAAAACUAUGAUUACAUUUACUGAAAAGUUGAAUCUGGUUUGUGAACGAGAGGUAUAUGCAGCCUGGAUAAGAAAUUGUUAUCGGGUAGGUUUGGCAAUAGGCUAUAUGUUGACUGGUAGUUGUGCCUCUAAAUUUGGAAUUAAAGUUACAACAGCACUAUUCGUAUCACUGCAUUGUUUUACGGGACUGUUGGUAAUUAGCGUAUCCAGUGAGGAAAUUUUGAUCUUUUUUAUGUUCUUCGCAGCUGUAUUUUCAGCUAGCAUUUUGUGUUUGCCUAGUAUAAUAGUGUGUGAUGCGGUCGGAAAUAAAUGGCGAACAUUUGCGAUGGGUGUUGUUUUUUCCUUCAGACCAGUGGGAUCCCUUGUUUCCCAAUUAAUACAAAACGCUUUCAAGAAUGUACAAGGAAUAUUAGCAACGGUUUCUGUUCUGCCUCUGAUUGUUUUAAUUCCUUUGCUGUAUUACAAAGAAUCUCCUAACAACAUGCCUCUAAUGACAGCAUAUUCUAAAGGCGAAAAAACACUUCGUGAAAUUGCAGAGAUUAAUAGAUGUCCUAUAUCUUCCAGCAUUAAAAUCCGACCGGUACAGAUAUUAAAUGAUAAUCACAUGCCGCAGAGGCCCACCUUUUGCGAAAUUUGGAAACCCGUAGGAACUAGACAUGCAUAUCUAGCUCUAGUUUACAUUUCUUACUGCAUGGGAUUAUGGAAUGGUAUUUUAUUUCACUACGCUCCUAAAGAUAAGGUCUUUGGUUAUUUGAACGCGGUGUGCCAGGGGCUAGGGUGCGUUUUAUGUAUAACUUUGAUGCAUUUUGUUCCCCACAGAAUAAUAAUUGGUAUUUCUGAAUUCUUAAAAUGCAUAUUUGUUAGUACACUACUCAUGUGUGGCGUUUAUUCUAUACUAAAUGAAAGUAUGUUACUCCUUUCACUUACAUUGUCUGCAGCUUUUGUAGAAUUCUUAUCUUUAACGACUCUUGACAAUAUAAUCCCCCGAAUGUUCCCAACAGAAUUAAGAAGUCUUGGUCUUGGAUUAUGUUUGGGUGUAUAUCAUUUAGCUCAUGCCUUAGAAGUUAUUGCACAAUUUUAUUAUAAACCGACCGCUUUCUAUGGUACUUUUUCGAUUUUGUUUUUAAGCUUCAUUUUGGAAAUGGUAGCAUGCUUUUGGCUUUGGAAUGUUCAUAAACGUGAACUCCCAGAUUUUUUGGAGGAUUGUGUCAAUUUUAAUACGUUCUACAAGCCCACCAGAUAUUUCAGCAUAUUAGAUAAUGCCAGUCAACAUGAAAUUGAAGUUAUACAAGUAAAUUUAAGCACUUCACCGAGAACAAAUCCACCCAAGAAAACUAAAUUCCGCAAAACAACAUGA
Messenger RNA from Zophobas morio, 1657 nucleotides. RefSeq lists its product as uncharacterized. Gene Ontology annotation, biological process: transmembrane transport. Gene Ontology annotation, molecular function: transmembrane transporter activity. Bases 92 to 1657 code for a protein of 521 amino acids. The transcript is spliced from 8 exons. NCBI's taxonomy places the organism in Eukaryota, Metazoa, Arthropoda, Insecta, Coleoptera, Tenebrionidae. The record is from RefSeq and is a predicted model, not a curated record.